CCAAGUUUAGUGAUAAACAAACAAAAUACAAAAUUGCAAGAAUUGCGCUGUGUUUUGCCCUGAGAGGCAGUCAAAGCUCUAGGUAGUCACCUGCUUUGUUCCAGAGGCCGUGUGCAAUUCAUCGUAGAGGCCCAUUUCACUCACCGUAGCACAAUUUUCAAAGCACGGGCCUAAGCAACCGAGAUGAGCGUGAUUUAGAACACCAAUCUCAUGCUGAAAACACAGACUGUACUGGCAUUGGAUCUCAUAAACACAUUUCACGCCCACUUUUAAAAAAGUCAAAAAUGGCAUUCCCUCUAGCGCGAAAAGCUCUUGGGAGGAUUUGCAGCAAAACAACGAGGACAUCGUUAUCAUUGAACUGUCGAGGAUCAUUAUCGAGUGGGAUCCUGCAAUUAAGCCCAUCGGGAACCAGGGCUUUGCGGCAUUCAUAUUCACCAUGGACGAAUUCACCACAGAGGCUUGGUAAAAGGGGGAUUGCUACGACAGUUUCAGCCUCUGAAUUGCAGUUUGGCCAGCCAGUUCAUGAGACUCACCCGCACAUACUAAAGGCUGGAGAAUUAACGCCAGGAAUCUCGGCUCAAGAAUACUAUGAUCGCCGUCAAAACCUUGCAGCUCUUCUCCCCGAAAAUGGAGUCGCCAUCCUUGUCUCGGCAGAGCUCAGGUACCGCUCUGGCGCCGUCUUCUUCCCCUUCCGCCAAGAAUCCAACUUCCUGUACCUGACGGGCUUCGCCGAACAGGAUGCCGUGGCUGUGAUCCGGAAAACCGGCCAGCAUGACCACGAAUUUAGGCUGUACGUCAGGCCAAAGGAUGCCUCGGCCGAGCAGUGGUCCGGCCCUUGGAGCGGCGUCGAUGCAGCCAUGGACGUGUGGAACGCCGACGUUGCCGGGCCCAUCUCUGCCGCCGCACACGAGGUUGGUCAGCUGGCCAAGGCCGCCUCGCCAGCCAUCUACACCGACGCUCCUGCGUACGGCGGUGGCACUGGUGCGGUGAAGCCGCUCGCGCCGCUGGUCAACUCCCUGCGCGCCAUAAAGUCCCCCGCCGAGGUGGCCAACAUGCGCCACGCGGGCCGUGUCUCGGGGCGGGCUUUUACUGCCGCCAUGCGGGGUGAUGCAUCCGGAUCCGACUGGAAGUAUGAGCGUGACCUUGCCCUGUUCUUCGACCACACGUUCUCCACGACUGGGUGCGACGGCCAGGCAUACGUGCCGGUUGUGGCGGGCGGGUCCCGUGGCAGCAUGAUUCACUACGUACACAAUAACCGCGAGCUGCCGACAGGCGAGAUGGUAUUGGUGGAUGCCGGUGGCGAGUACGGCACGUACAUCACCGACAUCACUAGGACAUGGCCCAUCAACGGCAAGUUCACCCCUGCGCAGCGAGAUCUGUAUGAAGCCGUGCUCAAGGUACAGCGGUCGGCUGUGUCGCUGUGCCGUGCGGAUUCGGGCUUUUCACUGGACAAGAUCCACAUGAUUGCCCAGGAUGGACUACGCGAUCAAUUAAUACAGCUGGGUUUUGAAUUUGAUGGCAGGAAUGGGCGGGCUAUACAGACGUUAUUCCCGCAUCACUUGAGUCACUACGUUGGCCUGGAUGUCCAUGAUACUCCUGGGUAUUCCAGGAGCGUACCCCUACAGCAAGGUCAUUGUGUCACGGUCGAGCCUGGUAUUUACGUGCCCGACGACGAACGCUGGCCUGAGCCCUUCCGAGGAAUGGCCAUACGCAUCGAGGACAGUAUUUGCGUUCUGGACGAUGUACCGCUUGUUUUAACAUCCGAGGCUGUCAAGGAGGUGGCUGAUGUUGAAGCUCUACGGGCAUGACUAUAAUUAUAGCAAAUUUUUCUGCUUAUCACUGAGCCCUGUAAAUUAUUCAUAGCCAGAGAAUGUAAAAUCUUUGUACUAUUUUAGGUCUCAUUUUAUCCGACCCGAGAUUCUAG
Molecule: messenger RNA, 1924 nt
Organism: Pyricularia oryzae 70-15
Lineage: Eukaryota; Fungi; Ascomycota; Sordariomycetes; Magnaporthales; Pyriculariaceae
Product: xaa-Pro dipeptidase
Exons: 2
Coding region: 285-1808 (507 amino acids)
Cellular component (GO): mitochondrion
Molecular function (GO): metalloaminopeptidase activity; manganese ion binding
Source: RefSeq, a predicted model, not a curated record